UGGAGGCUUGGUUGGUGCUCACAAGCAAUAAUUAACUGCUGAGUGGCCUUCGCCCAAUCCCAGGCUCCACUCCUGGGCUCCAUUCCCACUCCCUGCCCCACUGCCCGUCUCCUAGGCCACUAAACCACAGCUGUUCCCUGGAAUAAGGCAAGGGGGAGUGCAGAGCAGAGCAGAAGCCUGAGCCAGACGAAGAGCCACCUUCUCUCCCAGGGACAGACAUGGCUCAGCGGAUGACAACACAGCUGCUGCUCCUCCUAGUGUGGGUGGCUGUAGUAGGGGAGGCUCAGACAAGGACUGCACGGGCCAGGACUGAGCUUCUCAAUGUCUGCAUGAACGCCAAGCACCACAAGGAAAAGCCAGGCCCAGAGGACAAGUUGCAUGAGCAGUGUCGUCCCUGGAAGAAGAAUGCCUGCUGUUCUACCAACACCAGCCAGGAAGCCCAUAAGGAUGUUUCCUACCUAUAUAGAUUCAACUGGAACCACUGUGGAGAGAUGGCACCUGCCUGCAAACGGCAUUUCAUCCAGGACACCUGCCUCUACGAGUGCUCCCCCAACUUGGGGCCCUGGAUCCAGCAGGUGGAUCAGAGCUGGCGCAAAGAGCGGGUGCUGAACGUGCCGCUGUGCAAAGAGGACUGUGAGCAAUGGUGGGAAGAUUGUCGCACCUCCUACACCUGCAAGAGCAACUGGCACAAAGGCUGGAACUGGACCUCAGGGUUUAACAAGUGCCCAGUGGGAGCUGCCUGCCAACCUUUCCAUUUCUACUUCCCCACACCCACUGUUCUGUGCAAUGAAAUCUGGACUGACUCCUACAAGGUCAGCAACUACAGCCGAGGGAGUGGCCGCUGCAUCCAGAUGUGGUUCGACCCAGCCCAGGGCAACCCCAAUGAGGAAGUGGCGAGGUUCUAUGCUGCAGCCAUGAGUGGGGCUGGGCCCUGGGCAGCCUGCCCUCUCCUACUUAGCCUGGCCCUAACGCCGCUUUGGCUGCUAAGCUGACCUCCUUUUACCUUCUGAUACCUGGAAAUCUCUGCCCUGUUUAGCCCCAUAGCUCCCAACUAUUUGGUUCCUGCUCCAUGGUUGAGCCUCUGACAGCCACUUUGAAUAAACCGGACACCGCACAUGUGUCUUGAGAAUUAUUUGG
Messenger RNA from Piliocolobus tephrosceles (Ugandan red Colobus), 1137 nucleotides. RefSeq names its product folate receptor alpha. Gene Ontology annotation, cellular component: external side of plasma membrane. Gene Ontology annotation, biological process: fusion of sperm to egg plasma membrane involved in single fertilization; sperm-egg recognition; cell adhesion. The coding region runs from base 219 to 992 and encodes 257 amino acids. Gene Ontology annotation, molecular function: signaling receptor activity. NCBI's taxonomy places the organism in Eukaryota, Metazoa, Chordata, Mammalia, Primates, Cercopithecidae. The record is from RefSeq and is a predicted model, not a curated record. The transcript has 5 exons.